GCUGGCUGUCUCCUCCCAGGUAAGGAGCGUGCUGCCUGUCACCGCAUCCCGGCGGCCGGGGCACCCUGCCUGGGGCUGGGCCGUGACGCCCAGGCGCAGAUGUGAGCCUUGGAGGAGCCAUCGUCGUGGUCAGGAACCGAGCAGGGACAAGGCUGGGCCACUCAGAAGCACCUGAGGACUGAUCAAGAGGAGGGAGGGUCCGUGACCACGCAUCUGCCUGAGCCGCACGCCUCACCUGCUGGUCCAGCUGCCGCAGAGCUGAGCAGAGGCCCCGGGCCUGACUCCCUAGAGAACCGACUCAGGGAGCUCUCAGGAUGACUGUCCCACCGGGCAGCCUGAACACAAUGGAAAAGCCUCAGAACAUGACAUCGAAUGAAUGCUUCCCUUCCCGGAGCACCGUCUUGCAGGGACAGCCUUUCGGGGGCAUCCCCACCGUGCUGUUCCUCAACAUCUUCUUGUGGGUGGUCAUCAUUUUGGUUUACUCCUUCCUCCGGAAAGCCGCGUGGGACUAUGGGCGCCUGGCUCUGCUGAUCCACAAUGACAGCCUGACCUCACUGAUCUAUGGGGAGCAGAGUGAGAAGACAUCUCCGUCAGAUAUUUCCCUGGAGAUGGAACACAAGGACAAGGGCUUCUAUUCCUGGUUCUUCAACACCGUCACCAUGAAGAACGAGGAUCUGAUCAGCAAGUGUGGAGAUGAUGCCCGCAUCUACAUCAUGUUCCAGUACCACCUCAUCAUCUUCAUGCUCAUCCUCUGCAUCCCGUCCUUGGGUAUCAUCCUGCCCAUCAACUACACCGGCACCGUUCUGGAUUGGAACAGCCACUUUGGUCGGACCACCAUUGUCAAUGUCUCCAUAGAGAGUAAGGUCCUGUGGUUGCAUAGCUGCUUCUCCUUCCUCUACUUCCUCCUCAACCUCGUCUUCAUGGCUCACCACUGCUUAGGGUUUGUGCCCAAGAGGAGCUACAAGGUCACAAGGACGCUAAUGAUCACCUAUGUCCCCACGGACAUCCAAGACCCGGAAAUCAUCAUUAAGCAUUUUCACGAGGCUUAUCCUGGGUGCGUGGUGACCAGAGUCCACUUCUGCUAUGACGUCAGGAUGCUGAUCGAGUUGGAUGAUCAGAGGCGCCACGCGAUGCGGGGCCGGCUCUACUACACGGCCAAGGCCAAGAAGAGUGGGAAGGUGAUGAUCAAGACCCACCCCUGCUCCCGCCUGUGCUUCUGCAAGUGCUGGACCUGCUUCAAAGAGGUAGAUGCAGAGCAGUAUUACAGUGAGCUGGAGGAGCAGCUGACUGAUGAGUUCAACGCUGAGCUCAACCGCGUUCGGCUGAAGCGUCUGGACCUGAUCUUUGUCACCUUCCAGGACGCCAGGAUGACGAAGCACAUCCGAGAGGAUUACAAGUACAUCCAUUGUGGCGUGCCCCCCCAGCAGUCCUCUGUGAGCACCAUUGUCAAAUCCUACCGCUGGAGGGUCGCCCUGGCCCCACACCCUAAAGACAUCAUUUGGAAACACCUGUCCGUCCGCCGCUUCCAUUGGUGGGCCCGCUUUAUCGCAAUCAACACCUUCCUCUUCUUCCUCUUCUUCUUCCUCACCACGCCUGCCAUCAUCAUCAACACCAUCGACAUGUACAACGUCACCCGCCCCAUUGAGAAGCUGCAGAGCCCAGUCAUAACCCAGUUCUUCCCUUCCCUGAUGCUCUGGGCAUUUACAGUGAUAUUGCCUCUGAUUGUCUACUUUUCUGCCUUCCUAGAGGCCCACUGGACCAGAUCAAGCCAGAAUCUGAUCAUCGUGAACAAGUGUUACAUCUUUCUGGUGUUCAUGGUGAUUAUUCUGCCCUCUAUGGGACUGACCAGUUUGGAUGUCUUUUUCCGGUGGCUCUUUGACAUCUACUACCUGGAGCAGGCGUCCAUCAGGUUCCAGUGUGUGUUCCUGCCGGACAACGGCGCCUUCUUCGUCAACUACGUGAUCACGGCAGCUCUGCUGGGCACGGGCAUGGAGCUGUUGCGCCUGGGGUCCCUCUUCCUGUAUAGCACCCGCCUCUUCUUCUCCAGGUCCGAGCCAGAGAGAGUCCACAUCAGAAAGAGCCAGGCCAUCGACUUCCAGUACGGGCGCGAGUACGCCUGGAUGAUGAACGUCUUCAGCGUGGUGAUCGCCUACAGCAUCACCUGCCCUAUCAUCGUCCCUUUCGGGCUGCUUUACCUGUGCAUGAAGCAUGUCACCGACCGCUACAACAUGUACUACUCCUACGCGCCCACCAAGCUCAACGAGCAGAUCCACAUGACCGCCGUCUACCAGGCCAUUUUCGCACCACUCCUGGGGCUGUUCUGGAUGCUCUUCUUCUCCGUCCUGCGGUUAGGUACACUCCACACCAUCACCUUCUUCUCCCUGUCCACGCUCAUCUUUUCCAUGGUCAUCGCUUUCCUAAGCACCCUUCUGGGGAAGCUCCAGGGGGUAUCUGACUAUGAGCCCGAGGAGGAGAUGGAGACUGUGUUCGACAUGGAGCCGAGCAGCACCUCCUCUACGCCCACCUCCCUUAUGUACGUGGCCACUGUGCUGCAGGAGCCGGAGAUGAACCUGUCCCCUGCCUCCUCCCCGGCUCGGCACACCUACGGCACCAUGAACAGACAGCAGGAGGAGGACGAAGAGGAGAAUGGUGUGAGGGGCUUUGCACAGGAGCUGGGCUCCGCCCAGUUCCAGGAAGGGCUGGAACUGGAGGGCCAGAGCCAGUAUCACUGACCAGGACCCGAGGCUUCCACCUGGCAACUCCACGGGAGCGGCGGCCAGGGAAGGGCCCAGCAGGGGGAGGCAGGAGGGCCACCAGGCCCUCCCCACUACCUCCUGCAGACUUUAUGAAGGCCUCAACGGAGACACCUGUGCCCCGGCUGUUGGCCACACGGAGGCCCGGACCUGCUGAGCAGCUCAAAUGGGAGGUGCUGGGCAGUACAGAAGGAGCCGGGGGUGGGAUGAAGGCUACAGGUGGGCACCGCAUCUCGGGAAAGGUGGCUAAAGCCCUGAGCACAGAGACUGCAGGCUGAGGGGCCCUCCCGGGGUCCGAGUGGAAUUGUGCGGAAAGGAGGAGGCAGAAAGACGCCCGCGGAAGACUCUCCAGGGCCUCUGCCAACCUUUAACCAGCUGCCCUGCUGAGGCGCUCCCAGGGCAGCGCUCACCCCAACCCCAGCCCUGCUCUGAUCCCUCCCCUGCGGCCUGAGGAUGCACAGGUGUGCUCGGGCCCUCAUCCAGAACAGCCCCGAUAGGGGGAUCACCCAGAGCUAGGACCAGCUGAGACCCUUCCUGGUCCUCCGCCCCUCGGCGGCCAUCCCCGGGAGCAGCAGGGUACAGACCUUCCUCCUUCCUAUUCUUGCAAGGGCAGCUGGGACAUUGUCCCUCGGGGCUCAUUAAACGGGACCUGUGUGCAUUUUGAUGAAGGCAACCUCGGCUGGUUACUACAAGGCGGGAGGGCCAGAGGCAGAGUUCAUGGAGCGGGGUCUUCUCCCCGGACGCUGGGUGAUAGGAAACCAGAUACAGCUCCCCAGCCCCCAGGCCUUAAUGAGAGGACCCUCAAGGUCAAGGAUGGGGCCACUGAAAGUUGCUCCUGCCUCACACCCACCCCGAGUACCUUGACCCCCAGCGUAGCCACGGUGGGCAGCCGCUCAGGGUAAGAAUCCCGUGCUUCAGGCUGCAGGCACAGGCCGUUCCCUGGUCUCCCGAGCGGGACCUUUCCUCUCUCGGGGCCACCUGCAUCCUGGACCGAAGACCACUGGAGCGGCCUCCAGCAUGGUCCUGACCCAGGCAUUACAGACACACUGCCAGGAACAGGCUGGGGGUGGGGGCUGUGUCCUCCACGGAGAAGCCUUUUCUGGGGGAUUUUGUAAAGCUGCCUUCCCAGGGCCACCACCACGCAAGACCUGGAGGGACCGACUCCUGAGUAGGAACCAUGCUGGGGACACCCAGCCCCUUUGCCAGAGCCAGCGGGGCGCAGACCUCUGCCUCUGAGGACAGGCCCCCGUCAGGACUACCCCGCAGCACAGCAGGAGAGGAUGCAGACAAGGGCUGGCUGAGGCUUCAGGGGACCAGAAGGGGCCAAGUCGAAAGGGGUCUGCGUGCUCUAGGGCUCUUCUGAGCCCCCUCCUGCAAGAGUGUGGGUCCCUGCAGCCACUCUGCCGAAAGCCGGCCCCAGGCUUACCUCACCUGAGCCCUCCCCACCGGGUCCCAGGCACAUGGGCGCCCCUGAACCCAGACCCCUAGGGUUCACCCCCGCUCCGCCAUGCCCACACCUCAGCUGCAGACACUCCAGGCUUCACUUCGAGAAAUAGCCCCCGAGAAGCAAACAUUGCCACACUCCCAGGGCUUGGCCCAGACCUUGGCGUGAGGGAUCUUUCCAGAAAGCUUGAGUCAGCUGGGGAGUCACAGUCUCUCCCACUCCUGCCCUGCUAGGAAUAAGGAGGAAAUUAUACCCAGCCAGUCCCUCAUGAACCGAGGCCCCUCUGGGCCCCCUUCUCCUAGCAUUUCACCAGCCAACAAAGGGCAGGAUCCCUUCCAGAGCAGCGGUCCGGGCCCCAACCGGGAGAUCUGCCCAUUUCAUGAGGAGGUGGCCGGCUCCAGGCCCUCCCCACCCCCCAGAAGAUAUAUUUGGUGUGCGUGUGGCUCUCCUGCCAGAAGCUGGCCUACAGGCUCUCCUUCCCUGGGCACUCCUUGCUGGUGCCUGCCCCCCCUCCCCGCAGUCCCUGCUGGACUAUUCCUGCCGCUUCUGCCACUGUCCCUCCUCUCUCUGUCCCCUGCCCACCUGGCAGCCUCUGGAUGCUGCGUAUGGAAAGGGUCCCAGCCCAGCCGAUUACACGGCAGCACAGCUGGGGAACUGCCCCUCUGCAUUUGAGCCAAGUGCGGUUGGUUCUGAGAAAAGAUGGUGGAAAUGUUGGGAAAAUUCCAGAAUCCUUUCACUUCUCAACUCUUUCUGGAGACCCAGGGCAACUGGCAGGCCCCCUCCCCGCCACUGCUCAGUCUCUGAGGUCACUGCGAAGGCCAUGCUUUGGCUCCUUUCGCACCACACCCAGGCCCCCUCCAGGCGCUUCCCCUCCGGCCUGCCCUCUCAGCCCACUGGCCUCCACCCACCACCGUCUGACCCCACCCCCAGCCCUCUUCCCAGCUGUCCUUCCCCAACCUUCCACAGAAGCACCACCUCUCAGACUUGAUUCUUUCUGGAGGGGGCUGCCUCUGAGGGAACCCAGGAUUGCCUAGAGCCUCUAAGAAGUGCCCCACUGGGCCAAGAGUAAGCUUCAUGCCUGCCUGUCUCUUCCUGAGAUGCUUCUGGAAGCAAAGUGCCUAUCAGCAGCAUUGCAUCCUCCGGGGCCCCCCGUGUGGGGUGUGGGCUUCCCUUGGCCACCAUCACUAAAGGAAUGUGCCAGAAUGCCGAACCUUCUUGUUACUAAUGCUAUGACCGUGCCUUGAAUAAACAAGUCCUCCCAA
Neogale vison (American mink) is the source of this 5459-nucleotide messenger RNA. RefSeq names its product transmembrane protein 63C (gene TMEM63C). Gene Ontology annotation, molecular function: calcium-activated cation channel activity. The record is from RefSeq and is a predicted model, not a curated record. The transcript has 25 exons. Gene Ontology annotation, cellular component: plasma membrane. Lineage: Eukaryota; Metazoa; Chordata; Mammalia; Carnivora; Mustelidae. The coding region runs from base 315 to 2732 and encodes 805 amino acids.